Messenger RNA from Branchiostoma belcheri (Belcher's lancelet), 761 nucleotides. RefSeq lists its product as uncharacterized. NCBI's taxonomy places the organism in Eukaryota, Metazoa, Chordata, Leptocardii, Amphioxiformes, Branchiostomatidae. The record is from RefSeq and is a predicted model, not a curated record. Bases 27 to 686 code for a protein of 219 amino acids. The transcript has a single exon.
GCCGAGACGAGCUGAUCUUAGUUCUGAUGAAGCUUCGGCUUGGUGUUACUAACACACUGUUGUGUGACAUUUUCGGCAUAUCACAAGGGCUUUGCUCCAAUAUAAUCAACACCUGGAUUCCACUUCUGGCAUCACACCUUAAGUCCUUGAUCUUCUGUCCUGCAAAGGAGGUCAUCCUUCAGCACAUGCCCCAGGCACUGGGGAAAAAGUACCCACAGCUACGCUGCACUAUAGAUUGCACAGAAAUAUUCAUCCAGAAACCAAGACUCUUGGAGCUCCAACAAAAAACCUGGAGUGACUAUAAAAAACACAACACUGCAAAAUACCUGAUCGGGAUCGCACCAAACGGCAUGAUUUCAUUCUUGUCGGACGGGUAUGGUGGACGAUCCUCAGACAAGAGCAUCGUUCAUGACUCAGGUUUCCUGAACAAGGUGGACCCCAAGGACAUCAUCCUGGCAGACAGGGGGUUCACAAUAGCCAGCGACCUGCUACAGAAAGGAGCCCGCCUGGAAAUUCCACCCCCCAGCACUGGAGUCAACCAGCAGACCAGUGAGGCAGUUGCCAAAACCAAGAAGGUCGCAAAUGCAAGAAUUCACGUGGAAAGAGCAAUAGGUAAGAAACUCAAACAUCAAUUUUAUCAACAAGUCUCAAAACACUUCCUGGUUCAAUUAAAAAGUUCAGACUAGUAUAUGCUGAUACAAUGAAGUUUACAGUUAGUGAUUAAAGGUAAUCUUUUACUUUUUGCAGGGCGUAUAAAAUGG